Messenger RNA from Stegodyphus dumicola, 1829 nucleotides. Its product is annotated as 2-oxoadipate dehydrogenase complex component E1. The record is from RefSeq and is a predicted model, not a curated record. Lineage: Eukaryota; Metazoa; Arthropoda; Arachnida; Araneae; Eresidae. Gene Ontology annotation, molecular function: oxidoreductase activity, acting on the aldehyde or oxo group of donors, disulfide as acceptor; thiamine pyrophosphate binding.
ACAUAGGGAUAUUUAGUUUAAAGAACCGCGUGUUACGUUUAUUAGAUUUGUUUACAAAAUUGCAAGACAUGAAUAUUACAAAAAUGUUGUAACUGCCGUUACUCUUGCUUGUAUGAUAUGAGCUAUUCGUGAUAGUGCCAAAUAAAAUGAAUCGCAUUCUGAAAUCAGGAAUAAAAUAUAUAAAAGCCAAUUAUCAUUCAUCAGUAGGUGUUUAUGGAUUUCGGCCGCGAAAGUUAAUUACCUUAAAUGAUGGAAUUCCACAGAAAAGUAAAAAGUAUUUUGAUAAAGUAUAUCAAAUUCAUGAAGCUUUCAGAAACCACGGUCACAGGAUUGCUUGUCUGAAUCCUCUCUCAGUUUCUAAUAAUUUGUACAUUCCUCAACUUGAUCCUGAAAAUUAUAAUUUUGACAUUAAUAGUUCAGAUACAUUUCACCUGAAUGGAAACAUUUACUGCCAUGAUUCUGAAGCUUCUGUAGGAAACAUAACUGAUUAUUUGAAAAAAAUUUAUUGUGAUAAAAUAGGUGUUGAAAUUCAGUACCUAGAAGAAAAUGAAAAGGACUGGUUUUCUAGAGAAUUUGAGAAAAUUCAAGUUGAUACAAAUUUAUCAGAAUCUGAACAGAAAGACAUUGCAAAAGAAUUAAUCAAGUCACAAGUUUUUGAUAAUUUCCUAGCGACAAAAUUUUCUUCCGUGAAGAGAUAUGGUGGAGAAGGGGCUGAAAGCAUGAUGGUCUUUUUUAUGGAAAUUUUCAAGCAGGCUUGUUUGUCUGACUUGAAGUAUAUAAUGAUUGGAAUCCCUCACAGAGGUCGACUGAAUCUGUUAACAGGGCUGUUAAAUUUUCCUCCAGUUGCAAUGUUUCAAAAGUUCUUUAUGUUCCAGAUGAUGGGCUUUCCUGAAUUUUCUAACGAUAUAAAUGCCACUGGUGAUGUACUGUCACAUUUAACAAGCUCUAUAGAUUACAAAUUCAAAGAUGGCUCAGUACAUAUUACUUUGCUUCCCAAUCCAUCUCAUUUAGAGGCAGUUUCUCCUGUUGUUGUUGGAUAUGCUCGCAGUCGCCUUCAAAGCUUAAAACUUGCUGAUUACAGUGAUACUUCAGAGGAACCAAUUUCGUACCCAGUGUUGCCCAUACAAGUUCAUGGUGAUGCAUCUUUUACAGGCCAGGGUGUUGUAAUGGAAACCAUUGCUAUGUCAAAUGUUGCUCACUUCUCUGUUGGUGGUUCUGUUCAUCUAAUUGUAAAUAAUCAGAUAGGAUUUACUACUCCACAAGAAAGAGGAAGGUCAUCUACCUAUUGCAGUGAUUUAAUGAAAACUAUAAAUGCACCAGUUAUUCAUGUCAAUGGAGAUUUCCCUGAGGAAGUUCUUAAGGCAGCUAAGCUUGCAUUUAAUUACCGACAGAAAUUUCACAAAGAUGUCAUGGUAGAUAUGUUAUGCUUCAGACGCUGGGGCCACAACGAACUGGAUGAUCCAACUUUCACUAAUCCUAUAAUGUAUAAAGUUAUACAUUCACGCAAAAGUGUUCCUGAUAUGUAUUCUGAAAGACUAAUAGCUGAUGGAAUUUUGAAUAAAGAUGAUGUGAAUGAGAUGAUUUCAAAUCACCAUUCUGUCCUUAAUGAAAAUUUAAAGCUCACCGAGACAUACAAAAAUGAGGCAACUGGUUUGCAAAAUAUUACAAAUAGCGAUAGAGUAUUAAAAAAAAUGAUUUCUACCUGGAAUACUGGUAUCUCAGAAGAUCUUCUGAAAUUUAUUGGUGCAAAAUCUGUCCAGCUUCCUGAAAACUUUGUGAGUUAUUUUAUUGCAUUAGAAAUUUUAAUGACAUAAUUUAAUUCUAAUUCA